AUGUCAUUAGUUAGGUCUGCUGAUCUAGCUCCCACAUCGUACAAAAAUGCCAAGCUCUUCUCACUAAAGGGAACUGAUGUUAGACCAGGCUUGUCCUCCCAAAUUUUUGGUCCUGAUUCUUAUUCCAGCGAGAGUUAUGAGAAGUACUUCCAUGACUCACAAACAGAAGAAUUGAUAGAACCAUCUAGUUCCAGCAUCUCUGGAAGUUCAAUUCCCCCUGAUGUAGCCUAUUCUAACCAGCUCAGAGCCAGUUCAGAAGCUUCUAUGGUUGCCAAUAACCCAUUUGAUUGUUCUUUCAUGUCUGCAAUGCAUCAUGAUGGUUAUCAGUCCAACUUUGGAUCAGAUUUGAUGGAGAACGGAAGCCUCGAUUCCCGUGACAAUGAUGGUCUAAUGAGUUUAAAACUACAAGCAUUGGAGAGGGCAUUGCUUGAUGAUAGUGAGGCUGAGGAGGAGGAGCUGGAAGAGGAAGACAUAUUUGAGGCUGUUCAAAGCAUGGAAAUUGAUCCAGACAUUGCUGAGUGGUCUGAUUCCAUGCAGAAUAUGCUCCUCCAUGAUUCACCAAAGGAGUACUCUUCUUCAGAUUCCAGCAUUUGCAGCACCAAAGAAAUAUCACAGAUUUCUCAGACCCCCAAGCAGCUCCUUUACGAAUGUGCUAUUGCACUUUCAGAAGGAAACGAAGAGGAAGGAUCAUCCAUGAUAAACAAUCUCAGGCAGAUGGUCUCAAUUCAAGGAGAGCCUUCUCAAAGAAUUGCAGCCUAUAUGGUUGAGGGACUUGCUGCUCGCUUGGCUGAAUCCGGCAAAAGUAUUUACAAAGCUCUGAGAUGCAAGGAACCUCCAUCUUCAGACCGUCUAGCAGCCAUGCAGAUACUGUUUGAGGUUUGCCCAUGUUUCAAAUUUGGAUUUAUUGCCGCUAACAAUGCAAUUACAGAAGCAGUGAAAGAUGACAUGAAAAUUCAUAUCAUAGACUUUGACAUCAAUCAAGGAAGUCAGUAUAUUAAUCUAAUCCAAACACUUGCUUCAAGGUCAAGUAAGCCACCCCAUGUUAGAUUGACUGGGGUUGAUGAUCCUGAGUCUGUGCAGCGACCUAUUGGAGGCCUAAAGAACAUAGGACAAAGACUAGAAAAACUGGCAGAGGCACUAGGUUUGCCAUUUGAGUUCCGAGCAGUGGCAUCAAGGACUUCCAUUGUCACCCCAUCAAUGCUCAACUGUAGUCCUGGGGAAGCACUUGUGGUGAACUUUGCAUUCCAGCUUCAUCACAUGCCUGAUGAGAGUGUUUCAACAGUGAACGAACGGGACCAACUUCUUCGGUUGGUGAAGAGCUUGAAUCCAAAGCUUGUGACAGUCGUGGAGCAAGAUGUGAACACAAACACCACCCCCUUCUUGCCUAGAUUUGUGGAAGCCUACAAUUACUACUCUGCUGUGUUUGAGUCACUUGAUGUUACCCUUCCUAGAGAAAGCCAGGACAGGAUGAAUGUUGAAAGGCAAUGCUUAGCAAGGGACAUUGUCAAUGUUGUUGCUUGUGAGGGUGAGGAUAGGAUAGAACGGUAUGAAGUCGCAGGAAAAUGGAGAGCCAGGAUGACAAUGGCUGGCUUCACUUCAUCUCCAAUGAGCACAAAUGUGACUGAUGAAAUCCGAAAAAUCAUAAAGGUAAUGUAUUGUGACAGGUACAAAAUAAAGGAGGAAAUGGGUGCACUUCAUUUUGGUUGGGAGGACAAAAAUUUGAUCGUUGCUUCAGCAUGGAAGUUACCAAGAUAA
Molecule: messenger RNA, 1755 nt
Organism: Sphenostylis stenocarpa
Lineage: Eukaryota; Viridiplantae; Streptophyta; Magnoliopsida; Fabales; Fabaceae
Source: the annotation of a GenBank genome assembly